Exophiala oligosperma is the source of this 1465-nucleotide messenger RNA. RefSeq lists its product as uncharacterized. Bases 122 to 1213 code for a protein of 363 amino acids. Lineage: Eukaryota; Fungi; Ascomycota; Eurotiomycetes; Chaetothyriales; Herpotrichiellaceae. The record is from RefSeq and is a predicted model, not a curated record. Gene Ontology annotation, cellular component: membrane; Golgi apparatus. Gene Ontology annotation, biological process: retrograde vesicle-mediated transport, Golgi to endoplasmic reticulum. The transcript has a single exon.
GCGAAAGAAAUAAACACGACAUCUCAUCGCUCAUCUGCACAAGAAAUUUCAAUUGUUAUUACUUGUUUGUUCAAACACCUGCAUCAUCUCGGGCUAUGCUUAUCUGUGACUUGUCCAUGAAAUGGCCUUCAGAGUCAAUCUUCCACCCGUCACUCGCGCCCUCCUCGCGGCCACCAUUGCAUUGAGCCUUCUCUACAAUAUCGCACGAUGGCGGUUACUACAGGCGGACCUUGAUCCCACCACUGGAAACGAAGAGCCUGCACCGCGACGUGUUGUUCCCUAUCUGGCCCUUGUACCGGCGCAAUGCAUCUGGUACCCUUGGACGUUUCUUAGCGCGACACUCGUCGAACAGAACAUCUUCACGUUGCUUUUACAAGGCGGCACCUUGUUCUUUGGAGGGAAAUACUUGGAAAGAGCCUGGGGCACAAAGGGUUUCAUAUAUGUCGUCCUGAUCGCGUCAGCCAUACCAUACAUCCUUGCAGCUCCUACCUACAUCCUGUGGGCUGCCAUUACAGGUAGCCCCGACAGAGCCCUCACACCUCUCAACGGCGGCAUCACCUUGCAAGCUGCCUUUCUCGUCGCAUUCAAGCAGUUAGUGCCGGAGCACACUGUGAGCAUUUAUAAAGGCAUGAUUAAAAUGAGGGUGAAGCACUUCCCAGCCGUAUUCCUGGCCGUCAAUACACUCUCAGGUCUCAUCCUCGGGACCGAUACUGCGCUAAUUCUCGCCUGGUAUGGACUGAUCACGACUUGGACAUACCUGCGCUUUUAUAAACGGCAGCCCGAUCUAUCAUCAACAAGCCCAGAUGGUGGCGGUCUAAGAGGGGACGCUAGCGAGACAUUCGCAUUUGCGACCUUCUUUCCCGACGUCAUGCAAGCUCCUAUUGCGGCAUUUUGCAACCAGAUAUUUGUCCUCCUCUGCAAUCUCAAGAUAUGUAUACCAUUCUCCGACGAAGACAUCGCGACGGGAAAUGAGCAUGCAGCUGCGAGAGGUGAGGCUGGUCUACCCAGCUUCAGCAGACAAGCGCGUGGGGCACGUGGGAUGAGCAAACGAGAAGAAGCAGAGCGAAGACGGGCAUUGGCACUGAAGGCGCUGGAUGAGAGGCUGAAUGCGGCCAGCAGUCGAGCUGGGCCUCAACAGACUACCACGGGCACUCCAAGUGUAGCUCAAGGGCCAGAGUUGCUGGGACAGACUGACUACCAACCUGAUGCUUGAUUUGUUUCUGGUCAAGUUGGACUUGACGAGAAUUGUCGCAGUACUUGUCGUCCCUAAUAGAUUGAAGAAUUGUCGACCUUGGACGUUCUCAUGUGCACCAUGCUGAUAUCCUGACCACUUUCGGCCGUGCGAGCUCGAUUCUGGCGAGAAAACUUCCCUCUCUGCAGGCUCGGCGAGGUCCGUCGCUCUAGGUCGAUAAUGGUAUCCUAGAUAGCUUUUAGCUGGUAUGGAGAACCCACAAUUAAUGAUGCC